UCCUUCGCUAUGCCUGCUGGGAUUUUGGCGCGAUCAUGGCCGACCCUGGAAAAUUGAGAGGGAUGGACGCGCUCAUCGAGCAGUUUCGCGCCAUUGCAGAUACCACAGAGGAUGUGGCACGCCACAUGCUGGAGGCCUGUGGAGGCAACCUGGAGAUGGCCAUUACCAUGCACCUAGAGGGGGGAGCAGGUUCAGCCGGAGGGGCUGGUCCCUCCAGCACACCAGGGGCAGUGCCAGAUGGAGCAGGACCAUCUAUAGCAGAUGAUGCAGUGCGAGCCCCAAUUCCACAGACCGCAGGUGUACUGGUAGAGGAGUCUCUGUACCAGAGUUAUGUGCCACAAGGACGCUUAAGAAAACCAAGGUCUGUGUUUGAUGGUUUUCGAGACUUCCAAGCUGAGACAAGGCAACAGGAGCAAGCUUUGCGGGACCGACUGAGUGGGAAGACAACAGCAAAGAAGAGAACCUUAGAAGACCUCUUCAGACCUCCCAUCGACCUUUUACACAAAGGCACCUUUGAGACAGCGAAGAAGGAGGGUGAGACUGGGAACAAGUGGCUGCUGGUGAAUGUGCAGAACGUGCAGGAGUUUCCCUGUCAGCAGCUCAACAGGGACGUCUGGAGCAACGGGCUGGUCAAGUCUAUCGUACAGGAGCACUUCGUGCUGUGGCAGGUUUACCAUGACAGCGCAGAGGGCCAGCGGUACAUCCAGUUUUACAAGGUCGACACCUUCCCCUAUAUUGCUGUCCUGGACCCAAGAACAGGAGAGAGGCUGGCUGAGUGGAAUACUGUUGAUCCUACUGCCUUUAUCGACAUGGCUACCACAUUCCUGACUGACCAUGGUGCAUUGGAUGGUGAAUCUUGCAGCCCACCGAAGAAGAGAACAAAAAGGCAGGAAAGCAUUAUUGACGCAAGUGAGGACAGCCAAUUGGAGGCAGCUAUCGCAGCGUCACUACAGGAAACCGAAGCCACAUCCGAGAAACCCGUCAACGCGGCGAACGACUCCAGCUCCGAGUCAGAACUGGACAUCACCGACGACGAGAGCGAAACAUUCCACUCCGUGAACGGGGAGAGUUCCGAUAACGACAGCGACGUGGAGGUCGAAAGGAUUGUCACCCCCGACCCCAAGGACAGAGUUCAGAGUUCAAAUGUCAGAGUGCAGAGUUCGAAUGGGCAUGCACAGACCUCGAAUUCCAGGACAGAGGAAUCAGAAAGGACUCAGGCAGAGAACAGUACUGAGGACAGAAGUCAGAAUGGAGGUGCAGUGUGUGCUAAAGACUCUACACAGCCAUCUGUCACGGUGAAUGGGAGCACUGCAGCAGCUGAUGAUGAUGAUGACAAUGAUGGGGGGCCAAAGACGAACUUGAUGGUACGCUUUCCCGACGGAAAACGGAAACAGUUCUCCCUCCCAGCAUCUGCCAAACUCAUGACGCUGGUCAAGCUGGUCAUGUCAGAAGGGUACACAAACGAGCGUUAUGAGCUGGUGACGAAUUUCCCGCGCCGGAAGCUCUCGUACAUGGACUUCAACGUCACGCUGAAAGAAGCGGGUCUGUUCCCACAGGAGACCAUCUUCGUUCAGCAGAGAUGACACUGACAAAUUUAGCAGGGAUAGUUGACGUUGAUUGACAGCCGUCAGUUUCCUGUUUUUUUUUCCGUUUUCGGGGCUGAUUUUCUCCUGGAUAGCAAGAGCCAUUAGCAAAGGCAGAAUGAAUGGUUGCAAUGACAUUUGACAUUUCUGAAUCAGUAUUUUCCUUAUAUUCAGCCAGUAAUGCACAAUAUGGCCUGAUAUUAACAGUUAAACAUUUAAAUAACAAACAUUAUGAUAAUAAGGAACUUUUGAGGUACAGUUGCCCACACACACUGCCAUUAUAAGCUGAACCAUUGCACCACUUCUCAUACUUGAUGUUACCAGUAGUAAUAACAAAAAACAUAUCCAUUCAUACAUACAUAAAAACAGGCUAAAAUGUGUAUUUGUUGAAUAGCAGUACUUCAGGUAGUACUCAUAAAGAAAUUUUGG
Branchiostoma belcheri (Belcher's lancelet) is the source of this 2012-nucleotide messenger RNA. Its product is annotated as UBX domain-containing protein 7-like. Gene Ontology annotation, cellular component: nucleus. The transcript is spliced from 12 exons. Gene Ontology annotation, molecular function: ubiquitin binding. Gene Ontology annotation, biological process: proteasome-mediated ubiquitin-dependent protein catabolic process. The record is from RefSeq and is a predicted model, not a curated record. NCBI's taxonomy places the organism in Eukaryota, Metazoa, Chordata, Leptocardii, Amphioxiformes, Branchiostomatidae. Bases 36 to 1583 code for a protein of 515 amino acids.